ACUCGAAAAAAUCCAUGGCCAGAAAUAAGCCACCCUGGUUCAGUUUUUACUCCACUCAGUUCCUGCAAACCAGGACGGACGCCAUGAAGAUGCUAUUGAGCUCUUAGUCACAGGAAUAUCGAUCAUUUAUAGGGUUUUUCUUUUUUCUUUUCUAAUACUCCAUUCGGCAUGGGACAAACCCAGCAAAGGCAGGAACCCAAUGAGGAACUUGAGUUGAACAGCAUUCAGGACCUCUACAAGUCUUUUAUCACCGAGUGCCCGAGUGGAUCUUUGCACCUGCAUGAGUUCAAGAGGAUGUUUGGAGUUCAAAGCGGUACUCCGGAGUCUCAGUACAUGGACAACAUCUUUCGGGCGUUCGACAUGAACCAUGACAACACAAUGGACUUCAUAGAAUAUGUGGCCGCUCUUCAUCUUGUUCUGCGAGGAAGACUUGAAGAUAAGCUGAGGUGGUCGUUCAAAGUGUUCGACAGCGAUGACAAUGGUCGACUAGACAGGCGUGAACUGCGGAAGAUUGUCAGGGUAAGAAUAUAUUCCUGCUUUAUGGUUCUGCCAUUUACAAAAUAAAGGUUAGGUGACAAGGGACUUCACGGUGGCAGAGGGGUUAGUGCGUCUGCCUCACAAUACGAAGGUCCUGCAGUCCUGGGUUCAAAUCCAGGUUGGGGAUCUUCCUGUGUGGAGUUUGCAUGUUCUCCCCGUGACUGCGUGGGUUCUCUCCUGGUACUCCGGCUUCCUCCCACUUCCAAAGACAUGCACCUGGGGAUAGGUUGAUUGGCAACACUAAAUGGUCCCUAGUGUGUGAAUGUUGUCUGUCUCUGUUGGCCCUGCGAUGAGGUGGCGACUUGUCCAGGGUGUACCCCGCCUUCCGCCCGACUGUAGCUGAGAUAGGCGCCAGCGCCCCCCGCGACCCCGAAACUUAAUAAGCGGUAGAAAAUGGAUGGAUGGGUUAGGUGACAAGCCUCUUUUCUUCUAAUGCAAGGUCAUAUCAAAUUUACCAAAAAAAUACUUUUUUUCCUACGCUUUGAACCCUGCGGCUUAUAAAAUAUAUGUAGAUAUUUAUAGAUAGAUAGAUAGAUAGUACUUUAUUUAUUCCGUCAUGAGAGUUCCUUCAGGAAAAUUACAAUUUUCAGCACAAUGGCAACACUAAAUGGUCCCUAGUGUGUGAAUGUGAGUGUGAAUGUUGUCUGUCUAUCUGUGUUGGCCCUGCGAUGAGGUGGCGACUUGUCCAGGGUGUACCCCGCCUUCCGCCCGAUUGUAGCUGAGAUAGGCGCCAGCACCCCCCGCGACCCCGAAAGGGAAUAAGCGGUAGGAAAUGGAUGGAUGGGUUAGGUGACAAGCCUCUUUUCUUCUAAUGCAAGGUCAAAUCAAAUUUACCAAAAAAAUACUUUUUUUCCUACGCUUUGAACCCUGCGGCUUAUAAAAUAUAUAUAGAUAUUUAUAGAUAGAUAGAUAGUACUUUAUUUAUUCCGUCAGGAGAGUUCCUUCAGGAAAAUUACAAUUUUCAGCACAAUGGCAACACUAAAUGGUCCCUAGUGUGUGAAUGUGAGUGUGAAUGUUGUCUGUCUAUCUGUGUUGGCCCUGCGAUGAGGUGGCGACUUGUCCAGGGUGUACCCCGCCUUCCGCCCGAUUGUAGCUGAGAUAGGCGCCAGCACCCCCCGCGACCCCGAAAGGGAAUAAGCGGUAGAAAAUGGAUGGAUGGAAGCACAAUCCCAUUCAAGAUCAGACAAACAUUACAGGGAGACAGAACAGGAUCGCUGACGGGUCUGCCGGCUUCCAGCGCCCCUUACAAAAAAGAUGACAUACAGGUAAACAAGGGGGGGGGAGAAAAAAAUAGAAGAUUAAAAUAAAAUUAAAAAAUCGGUCUUAGCCUAGGCCCUGGAGUGGGGGUGCAGACUGAGGCCAAGGGAGAAAAAACAACAACAAAAAAAAACAACAACUCAUAUACGCUAACAGCCAUAAUAUUCUUAAUUUAACGAAUGGUUGUCAUUCAACAAAAGCAGAGACACUGAAAAGGUGUGUUAUUGUCCGCUCACUGAAGAUGCUGCAGGGUGAACGUCCUUCCGUAGAGUGCCCUUCCAUCUUCUAGUCCAGUGGUUCUCAACCGUUUUUCAGUGAUGUACCCCCUGUGAACAUUUUUUUUUAAUUCAAGUACCCACUAAUCAGAGCAAAGCAUUUUUGGUUGGAAAAAAAGAGAUACUGUCAUGAUCCGUGGUCUGGAUCAUGUUUAGUUCGAUCCGGUGGCCACGUACUGCUCGCCUGUGUAUCGGCUGGGGACAUCUCUGCGCUGCUGAUCCG
This is a messenger RNA of Nerophis ophidion (straightnose pipefish), 2292 nucleotides long. RefSeq names its product guanylyl cyclase-activating protein 2-like. Lineage: Eukaryota; Metazoa; Chordata; Actinopteri; Syngnathiformes; Syngnathidae. The coding region runs from base 169 to 564 and encodes 131 amino acids. The transcript has 2 exons. Gene Ontology annotation, cellular component: cone photoreceptor outer segment; photoreceptor inner segment. The record is from RefSeq and is a predicted model, not a curated record. Gene Ontology annotation, biological process: visual perception. Gene Ontology annotation, molecular function: calcium sensitive guanylate cyclase activator activity; calcium ion binding.